GACGGAUUUGGCGUGCGGUGGUUGGCACAGGCGGCGAGUGGCUGGUGGCGGAGGUAGUGAGGCAGUGUGGCCCUUGACUGUGUCCCCGGCGGCGGUCGCUUAUGUUCUCUCAUUCCUCGUCAUGUUCUCCUGGCUCAGUAGAGAUGAUAUCAAAAAACGUCACUUACAGAUGUGUGAAUCAGUGCUGGAGGGGCUCAAGGUGGUUUACAAGAACAAAGUCCUGCCCCUCGAGUCCCACUACAAGUUUGAGGACUUCCACUCCCCUCCCCUGAACGACACGGACUUCGAUGCCAAACCCAUGAUUCUCCUGGUGGGGCAGUACUCUACCGGCAAGACCACCUUUAUCCGCUACAUCCUCGAGAAGGAUUUCCCGGGGAUCCGCAUAGGCCCGGAACCCACGACGGACAGCUUCGUUGUGGUCAUGUACAACGAGAGGGAAGGUAUUAUUCCUGGCAACGCCCUCGUGGUCGACCCCAAGAAGCCCUUCCGUCCUCUGUCAAAGUACGGCAACACCUUCCUCAACAGGUUCCAGUGUUCCCACGUCAGUUCCAAUGUGCUGAAGGGUCUCACUGUCGUUGACACUCCCGGUAUAUUGUCUGGAGAAAAACAGAGGGUCGACCGAGGCUACGACUUCCACUCUGUGUUAGAAUGGUUCGCCGAAAGAGUCGACAGAAUCAUCCUACUGUUCGACGCCCACAAACUCGACAUCUCAGAUGAAUUUCGAUGCUUCCUGGAGCGUCUCAGAGGUCAGCACGAUAAGAUCAGGAUCGUACUCAAUAAGGCUGAUAUGAUCGACCAUCAGCAGCUGAUGCGGGUGUAUGGCGCCCUCAUGUGGUCUCUGGGCAAGAUCCUCAACACACCAGAGGUAGAAAGAGUCUACGUCGGCUCCUUCUGGAACCAGCCGCUUAGAUACGACAUUAAUAGAUCAUUGUUUGAAGCUGAAGAGCAAGAUCUGUUCUCCGAUUUACAAUCUCUGCCCCGGAAUGCAGCGCUUAGGAAACUCAAUGAUCUCAUCAAACGUGCCCGCCUCGCUAAGGUUCACGCAUACAUCAUCGCCGAGCUGAAGAAGGAGAUGCCAUCUAUGUUUGGCCGAGAGAAUAAGAAGAAGGAGCUCAUCAAGAACCUAAGUACCAUCUAUGAAAAGAUUCAACGGGAACACCAGAUCUCUCCUGGAGACUUCCCAGAGAUCAAGAGAAUGCAGGAUCAACUCCAACAUCAUGACUUCACCAAGUUCAAUGUAAUGAAGCCCCGACUGCUAGAGGCUGUGGACAGGAUGCUGGCAGAAGACAUUGCCCGUUUGAUGGCAAUGAUCCCAGUCGAAGAAGCAGCCUCAAACAAAGAAAAUGCAGUCAUUCGUGGUGGUGCUUUUGAUGGUGUGAUGAAUGACAGCACAGUUUUUGGUUUCAAGAGAGGAGAGGGAGCAGAUGCAGGAGCUGGUGACCCAGAUUGGAUAGUAGCCAAAGAUCGCUUCAAGUAUGACCAACUUUUUGACAACCUUAACCCUGUCGAUGGCAAGAUCACUGGCUCAGCGGCUAAGCACGAGAUGCUCAAGUCAAAGUUACCCAACUCAGUACUGGGCAAGGUUUGGAAAAUGUCUGACAUUGAUAAAGAUGGUAUGUUGGAUGCAGAUGAGUUUGCACUAGCAAUGCACCUGAUCAACAUCAAGUUGGAUGGUAACGAUUUGCCCAACGACCUCCCUGAACACCUAGUGCCUCCGAGUAAGAGAGGGUUCCAGGCCUAAUUGAAAUACUUAAUUCUUAAUGGCAGUACGUAAAGAUUUCUUUGUUUUGAAUGAGGACGAUGUGGCUCAGCUCACAGCUUUUAUAUGGCUACACUUUGUUGAUGGUGGUGUCUAGAGGGAAUGUUUGUGUAGAAAAAUAAAUAUUCAAAUUAACUAUUAUAUUUAUGUAUUCAUUAACUGAGAGAAUAAAGUUAGCUCUAUAUAGAUUUAUAAUUUUUUUAAUGGAGAAAUAGUUGGCAAAUUAGCAUCUAUUGAUGUACUUCUCUGCCUUGAAUGGUGGUUCUUCCAUUGGCUCAUAUAUUUCAUGUGACAAAGGACAAUAGUAUUAGAAAGGAAAUUUUGUUUUUUGAAUUUUAUAUAUAUAGAAAGACUAUUUCUGUCCAACACAAAAAGAUAUUGUUGGACAUGUCUAUAAUUGUCAUGAGUGGGUCAUAUAUUCUUUCUGACAAAUUAGUGUAUUGCAAAGUUGCACUUCUCUUGCUCAUUUCCCGCUUUGGUGUUUUGAGUGAGGUGCUGAGACCAGUCUCCCAGUGAUUAGAAUAAUUAAAACAGUGUUAAUAGAUUUUUGGGGAUUUUCAGCAUUCACCAGCAAAGAAAACAAAGAUCUAGUCGAUAAUCUACUCUCACUUUCAAAGGCUUUAUACCUUGAGAUAUUCACAAGUCAGUAUUUCAACAAUGGUCUUUGCUAAGUUCUGACUAGUUGGAUUUAUUCUUUGUUCUAUAUACAGUAGAAUAUCUUCAUUUGAGUAAUUUUUUUCUAUGAGUACAGCUACGGUCAUGCACAGCAUUCAUGCUGCUGUUUCUUAAAGAACUUAGCAAAAGCUGUCGUGUAAUUGCUGUCUGUAGUAUAUAGACAUCGGGUAGGCUAAUGUUCACGCAAGUGCCGGAACUUUUUUCCUACAAGCUAAGUCUGUCUGGUGAUUUUUUUCAUAUGUGAAUGAGCCUGGAUUGUAUAAGUUCUUUAUGAUUUGUAAUUGGAGAAUGGAUUGAGUAAAAAAAUUUAUUUGCAAAGCUUUGAUAAGGUGCUAUAUGAUAUGCAAAGCUUGAUUAGUCUUGCUACCAAAUAUUACCACAGUUCAAUAUCAGGAGAUAAUGUCAUUCCAUCAUUUGUUGUGUAGAUUGCGAGUCCUCAUACUGGACCAGUUGUGUUACUUUGGUUAGCACUGCAGCAGUUAAUCCAUGGCCAAUAGCUGGGUAAUAGGUGUUACAGUAUUUGAGAAAGACUAAACUGUCCCCCAUAAUUACUCAGCUUGCUUAUGGACACACAUUCAGAGCUCCAACUUUCCAAAAAAAAAUUUCAGAGUAUUUAUCUUAAAUUUAUUUCUUCAUAUUUAAUUUUGUUGUUUUUUCCAUGGAAGAUUUGUAAAAUGAUUCUUUUGUUACUCAAGUUCUGCUCAGUAUUCAGAUUACAUUCUGUAACCUGGAUAAUGACUGAAGUAACAGGGUGGAGUAGAUAACUGUCAUGUAACUUUUGAAGGCUCGGACAGUCUGUCAGUUUCUUUGAAGCAGGACUGGGAAAUUUUGUUUCUGUUUGUUUUCCUUUUAGUUCUGCAUUAUAGAUCAUUAUAUGCUCAAGAAUUUUUUUCAGCCAUUUUGACUUUAUACUCCACCUUAGUUAUUUCUUCACAGGCUUCGGAACAGCUACUGUGUCCCUGUGUUUAAGAGUUUAUUUUACGAUUGUAAAUUUAUUGUAAAUAGGCAUAAUGUUACAUAUCUUGAGUUUUUAUGCAGUAAAGCAAUUGGAAAUGUCAAUCCCCAAUGUUGCCAACUCUUUCAGGAAACCAAAGAAUUGAUUCCUUGUAUGCCUGUAAAAACUGGUACAGUACAUUCAGAAUAUUUUAUUGUUUGUGUAAGCCAGCAAAAGGAAAAAGUUUAUAACCUCUAAGUAUAUUACUUUAUACAUAAAUUAUGCAAGUAA
Homarus americanus (American lobster) is the source of this 3659-nucleotide messenger RNA. RefSeq names its product EH domain-containing protein 3-like. Gene Ontology annotation, molecular function: calcium ion binding; GTP binding; protein binding. Gene Ontology annotation, biological process: endosomal transport; endocytosis. The transcript has 6 exons. Gene Ontology annotation, cellular component: cytoplasm; plasma membrane. Lineage: Eukaryota; Metazoa; Arthropoda; Malacostraca; Decapoda; Nephropidae. The record is from RefSeq and is a predicted model, not a curated record. Bases 122 to 1741 code for a protein of 539 amino acids.